This is a messenger RNA of Trichogramma pretiosum, 1166 nucleotides long. RefSeq names its product gamma-aminobutyric acid receptor-associated protein (gene Atg8a). The record is from RefSeq and is a predicted model, not a curated record. The transcript is spliced from 3 exons. Gene Ontology annotation, cellular component: autophagosome membrane; autophagosome; cytosol. The coding region runs from base 664 to 1017 and encodes 117 amino acids. Gene Ontology annotation, biological process: macroautophagy; cellular response to nitrogen starvation; autophagosome assembly. Lineage: Eukaryota; Metazoa; Arthropoda; Insecta; Hymenoptera; Trichogrammatidae. Gene Ontology annotation, molecular function: GABA receptor binding; ubiquitin protein ligase binding.
CAACACAUAGACGGAGGCCAAGCUAUAUCCAAGCUCGGGAAUUACAGCUAUAAAGCGACAACUCGAGUUCGAAACAUUAUAAUAGACACAUCGAUGUGCUGCGCGUGUGUCAUAAGCGGGCAAAAGUUAAAAUCAUCAUCAUAAUCGUAUAGUCAGUCAUUCGUCGCAGAGCAGAGGGCUAUAUACAUACACACAUCUAUAUACCCCAAACAAAGCGAGCGAGAAAAAUAAAGACAGAGAGAGAGAGAGAGGCGCAGUCGGUUCAGCAGUCGUCGAGUGUGCUCUAUAGUGCGAGUGUUGUUAGUUUCUGGUUGUCUGCAGCAGUCUGCUAUCGUCUUUCGACGUUAUUACACAUACACAAACGCACGCAUAUAUCGAGUGAGAGAAUUCGCGAAGAACGAAAAAAGCAGUCGGUCGUGCACCACAGCGGAGCACAGACACACGCGUUUUAUUAUUAUUAUCAUCGUAUACGCACAGGCAGGAGUCCAAGAACAAAAGCUUGCUCUGCUCUGCUCUCUGCGGGUGUUGUUGUUUUUGAGAGUGUGUGCGCGUGUUGUUGUUGCAUUGUGUGAGAGCUGAUCCUCCCGUGUGUGCAGCGUUCGUGACGCACGUCUAUCUUUUCUCUUCGAAAGAACGAACAAAUAGUAAACAGUAGUUGCAAUCAUGAAGUUCCAAUACAAAGAGGAGCAUCCCUUCGAGAAGAGGAAAGCCGAGGGCGAGAAGAUACGCAGAAAGUAUCCCGACCGAGUGCCCGUUAUCGUCGAGAAGGCACCGAAGGCCAAAAUCAGCGACCUGGACAAACAAAAGUACUUGGUACCGUCCGACCUGACCGUCGGUCAGUUCUACUUUCUCAUUCGCAAGCGCAUCCACCUGCGCCCCGAGGACGCGCUCUUCUUCUUCGUCAACAACAUCAUUCCGCCCACCAGCGCGACGAUGGGCUCGCUCUAUCAGGAACACCACGAAGAGGACUUCUUCUUGUACAUUGCAUACAGCGACGAGAAUGUUUACGGACGUUAAAUCAAAGUGAAAGAAGAAAGAAAAAAUUCAUUUUAAAUGUAUAACAAAUCCUCUACACUUAUAUUCCACGAAAAUGAUGAUGUUUUUUGCGAUAAGAUUCAACGAUUGAUAAAAACAAUUGUUACAACAGAAAAGUAAAAAAAAAAAAA